GGCCGCAGCGGGCAGCGGGGCCGGGCCAUGCGGGAGCUGCGCUCGUCCUCCUUCUGGAGGGCCAUCCUGGCCGAGUUCCUGGGCAGCCUCCUUUACACCCUGCUGGGGCUGGGGGCUUCGCUACGCUGGUCCCCGGGCCCCCACGGGGUCCUGGGGUCCGCUUUGGCCUUCGGGCUGGCCCAGGCCACCCUGGUGCAGGCGCUGGGGCACGUCAGCGGAGGGCACCUCAACCCGGCCAUCACGCUGGCCUUCCUGCUGGCCUCGCAGCUCUCCCUGCCCCGCGCCCUGGGCUACCUGCUGGCCCAGCUGCUGGGCGCCCUGGCGGGGGCCGGCGUCCUCUAUGGGGUGACACCGGCCGCCGUGCGCGGCACGCUGGGCGUCAGUGCGGUGAGCGGGGCUGGGGGGCGGCCCUCCGCC
This is a messenger RNA of Numida meleagris (helmeted guineafowl), 417 nucleotides long. Its product is annotated as lens fiber major intrinsic protein. NCBI's taxonomy places the organism in Eukaryota, Metazoa, Chordata, Aves, Galliformes, Numididae. The record is from RefSeq and is a predicted model, not a curated record. Gene Ontology annotation, cellular component: apical plasma membrane; plasma membrane. Gene Ontology annotation, biological process: transmembrane transport. The annotation marks the transcript as partial. The transcript has a single exon. Gene Ontology annotation, molecular function: water channel activity.